This is a messenger RNA of Linum tenue, 3810 nucleotides long. The record is from the annotation of a GenBank genome assembly. Lineage: Eukaryota; Viridiplantae; Streptophyta; Magnoliopsida; Malpighiales; Linaceae.
UCUCUGUCCUCCAGCUCCCUCUCUCUCUCUCUCUCUACCUCCUUCUUCUGUUCAAGAUUUUCUAAAACAGUAAAAAUCUAGACCGGGAACCAAGCCUCUUCUCCCUCUCUGCUACUUUGCCGCUCUCCACGUUCCCGCUGCAAAAAAGAAAUUCACCCCCUACUACCACCACCAUCACAAUCUCCCUAUUUUCCCUUUUUAACCAAGGAAAAAAACAAAAACCCUAACCCUAUCUCCAAUUAAAUUCACCCCCCCCUUCGCCUUCUUUCCUAAUCCCAUCCGACUUCCUUUCAUUUCUUUUUAACAAAAUUGAUUGAUUCUAUCUUCUUCUUGAUUCGGAGAAUUUGUUGUUUGAUUUCACGGACCUCUCAGAUCAACCCAGAUCUGGAUUCCGACUAUGUGAACGACCCUUCCUCCUCUCUCACUGUUACUCUCUGUGUUCUUGAAUCUGAUACUCAAUCCCCACUUCCCAGUUACCUGAUUGGAAUUCGUAUCGAGCAACAUGCAUUGCUUUAAUCACCUGCUUCUGUGAUUUGAGUGCUGGCAAGUGUGGUUCAGUUCACAAUGGGGGAAAUUGCAGCUCCAGCUUGUCAGGAGGUCACUGUCGAUGGGGUUACGGACGACAAGAAGAAUGGUUCUGAAACAAUUCCAUUGAACGGCGAUGAAGAUGGGGAUACCCCGGAGCCUAAAGAUUCGAAACUGGGGUUGCCUCCCGUUAAGGAGCAGCAGGGGAAAGAAGCUUCCCACGAGGAUAUGACGUCUGAGGUUUACAACCCAGUAAUUUCCCCGAGGGAGAAUAAUGCCGCCGCCUCUGGUGGCUGCUUGGGCACUGCCAGCCCGAGGACUGAAGUUGUGGCGAGGACUAAUAAUGAAGUGGGUUCGAGCGAAGUGACGUCACAUUCUUCUGGUUCUUCCAGCCCAGCCGAGACCUUGAGCGAGGAUGGGGAACCCAGCAGCGGAAACAAAACCAACAAUUCGGCAAAUGAUUCCUUCAGUCCAUUCUCCACGACCCAUGUGGUGUUGGAGAUUCCCAAGGAUGCAAGCAGUUCCUCGGGGAUUAGGAAGAUUACUUUUAAGUUCAGCAAAAGGAAAGAGGAUUAUGAUACUGCUCCUGCAGCUCCUACCUCGGUUGAGCACAUGAAUGACGACAAUGUUCACGAAUCAUCAUAUGGCUACGAGAAAUAUGGUAGGGGAUACUCUGGAUGGAAUGAUUCCGAUGUCUAUAUGACUGAAACGCAAGAUGCUUACUCGUUCAUGCCCACUAUGGAAACUACUCUGUCUAAGAAGCUUUUAGCCAACUAUCCAACGAAUGUGAAGAAAUUGCUCGCCAUUGGGAUCCUUGAUGGUGCUCGGGUCAGAUAUAUCUCUUUUGCUCCAGAGCGAGAGUUAGAGGGGGUCAUAGCAGGUGGCGGAUAUCUAUGUGGCUGUUCUGUCUGCAGUUUCUCCAAGGUUCUCAGUGCAUACGAGUUUGAGCAGCAUGCUGGUGUUAAGACCAGGCAUCCAAACAGCCACAUAUAUUUAGACAACGGCAAGCCAAUCAGUAGUGUCGUUCACGAGAUAAAAACUGCUCCAUUGAAUGAAGUUGAGGAAGUGAUAAGGGAUGCGGUUGGUUCCUCCCUCAAUGAAGAGUUCUUCCAGAACUGGAUAGCUGGGUUCCAGCAGAGCUAUGGAAUGGUUGAAGAAGAUAACUACUUUGUCAAAAAGCCUAGUUAUUUACUUCAGUCUGAUGUCAGCUGCUCUAGUCAUGCUUUUGAAGAAAGUUACUGGAGUGGGUAUGGUUCUUAUGUAGAUAACAGGUCAAUCAGCCAGCAGCCGUACAUGGAGACUACAUCUGGGAAAAAACGUUCGAUGAAGCGAGCUCGUGACCAUGCUUCUGGCUCUGUUCGGAAAAAUAAUUCAAAAAGAAGAAGGGACAAUGAUCUUCAUCGGUUACUUUUCAUGCCAAAUGGUCUCCCUGAUGGUGCUGAAUUAGCUUACUUUGUUAAAGGACAGGAAAUGCUGAGUGGCUACAAGUUGGGCAACGGUAUAUUUUGCAACUGCUGUAAGAAAGAGAUCAGUCCUUCACAGUUUGAAGCCCAUGCUGGAAUGGCUGCAAGGCGUCAACCAUAUCGUCACAUCUAUACUUCUAAUGGAGUGAGCCUCCAUGAUAUAGCCAUUUCAUUGGCAAAUGGGCAAAAUCUUGUUACUGGUGUCAGUGAUGAUAUGUGUGCAAAAUGUGGAGAUGGAGGGGAUCUUGUUUAUUGUGAUAAUUGCCCUCAGGCUUUCCAUCGAGCAUGUAUAGAGCAACAGUAUAUUCCAGAAGGUCCUUGGCAUUGUCCAGACUGCAAGGAAGUUGGUCCUGAAGAAAAUUUUGCUAGAGCUAAUGUCAUCCGGUUGAAGCGAGUUGUUCAAACACCAGAAUAUGAUGUUGGUGGUUGUGUUGUUUGCAGGGCUCGUGAUUUUAUUUCUGGUACUUUUGAUGACCGCACAGUUAUCUUCUGUGAUCAGUGCGAGAGGGAAUUCCACGUUGGUUGCUUGAGGGAGCGUGGUCUGUGUGAUUUAAAAGAAAUACCGGAAGGAAAAUGGUUUUGCUGUAAUGAAUGUUAUCGGAUCUAUGUCGCUCUGCAGAAGUCUAUUUCUAGUGGAGUGCAGACAGUAUCUGAUUCUCAGCUGGACAUCAUCUGUCGAAAGCACUCAGAGAGAGGAUUAAACAUUGAUAGAGCUAAUGUCCAAUGGCAUAUUCUGAUGGGAAAAGAACGCCGUGAAGAAGAUCUUCCCUUCCUUUCGAAAGCUACAUCAAUUUUUCGGGAGUGUUUUGAUCCCAUCAAAGCUAGAAAAGGUCGUGAUCUGAUUCCUCUUAUGGUGUAUGGGAGGAACAUAUCUGGACAAGAGUUCCAGGGGAUGUAUUGCGUGGUUCUGACUGUGAAGAAUGUUGUGGUAUCUGCUGGUCUCCUUAGAUUUUUCGGCAGUGAGGUUGCUGAACUUCCCCUAGUGGCGACCAGUCGAAAGCAUCAGGGGAAAGGUUACUUCCAAGCUCUCUUUUCAUGCGUGGAGAGAUUUCUGCGCUCAUUGAAAGUGGAGAGCCUGGUGCUUCCCGCUGCUGUGGAAGCCGAAUCGAUCUGGACUAAAAGAUUUGGCUUCGAAAGGAUGAGCGAUGAAAAUUGGAUAAAGUACUCGAAGGAAUUCCAGCUGACGAUGUUCGGUGGUACAUCGAUGCUGGAGAAGAAGGUGCCAGUGGAAAUCGACUGAACAAAGACUGGUGCGUGCGCUUCAAACUUUCCAAUAACUCCAAGCCUGGGCAAGGAAGAGGGGGAAAAAAAGGGAAGAAGUAGAAAGGUGCCUCAGAGAUUUAGAUAGUAGUAGGGCUCUUUAACCAUGCGGGGUUUUGGGGAAAUAUGCUUCUGCUGCAUCAUUUAUUGUUAAAAAUGGUUUCCUUCCUGCUCCGGCAGCAGUAAGGGAUUCUUUUUGGAUGAAAUAUUUCUUGGUAGCAGCUGAAUUUGAUAGCUGCAAAAGGGUAUUAGGGAGGGUAAAAAAUUAGGGCGGAAUUUCGUAGGUAGACAGUCGGCAGGGUUUUCGGUCUUUCUCUAUUUUGAUAAAAAAAAAAUGCAUGCGUGUGAAGCCGUCUGUACUUCUCACUUCUCAUACGGACGUAUCGUGCACAGGGAAAAAGGGCACUCUUCUUUUUAUUAUCGGUACCCUUUUUCUAUAUGAAUCCCAGAAACAGUUCAGAACUUUGUGGAGCAUAGAUUGUUUCUUAUGUUUUCUUUUAACUUAGAGCAUUUAUAUCAAUGCAAUUACAAAAUUAAUUGCAUAUUAAAUUUUUAUUGCCAC